Penicillium bovifimosum is the source of this 579-nucleotide messenger RNA. Its product is annotated as putative IgE binding protein. The record is from RefSeq and is a predicted model, not a curated record. Lineage: Eukaryota; Fungi; Ascomycota; Eurotiomycetes; Eurotiales; Aspergillaceae. The coding region runs from base 1 to 579 and encodes 192 amino acids. The transcript has a single exon.
AUGGCCACCCGCUCCGGCUCCCCAAUCCAUUUCCUCGGACUCAACGCCGCAGGCCAGAAAUUCUGGCUCGGCGGCGAAACGGCCUCCUACUGCCCGGAAAACAUCGUCAAGAACUGCCCACCAGGAAACCAGACCGUCCUUGCACCCGGUGGUAGUGCCUUGGUAAGUCCAGUCCCCCAAGUCAUUCAUUCAUUCCCUUUUCCCCUUUUCCUCCCUCUAUAUUUCCCUUGCAAGAAAAAUCUAACAAUCUACCAGGAUACCUCAGUCCCAGGCGGCCAACGGGUCUACGUCGACCCCAACGGCGCUCUAAGCUUCACUCAAGCCCACUCAGCUAGUAUCCCGGAGGGCUCCUCGCUCGGUCCAUUCGAGUAUAACGCCGCGGAGCCAUGGUCGCACUAUUCUUUCAACGGAUGGGGCUCCAGUGGGUUCAUGGCUUGUCCCGCUGAUGGAGGCCGCUGGCAGGUGUUUGCUGCGCUGGGUAAUGCUACCGUCCCACAGGGCAAUGUUGAUGACUGUCUUGGGUUCUCGGCUAUUGCGCUUCCUUAUUCUGGGGAGACACCUGCUUGGCAGUAUAUUUAG